GACCAGGUUCGCGGAAGGGCAUAAGAAAAGGAAGAAAAAAAAUAAAAAAAUAAAUAGAAAGAGGCCGCGUGUAACGCACGGGCCAUAGUCUAGUGUCUAUUUAUUUCAAUCUAUUUCGGGCUUUGCGAAGGAUAAGACUAAACUCUUGGCCAACGCAAGAAUACAGCCAUCUCCAAAAGUUGCUUUUAACCAUUUCAGCCUUCAUUAAUGGACCCAUCAAGAAUCUCCCUCCGUCGUUUCCUAAUCUCCGACGUCGACGACUUCCUGAAAUGGGCUAGUGAUGAUAAAGUAACCCGUUAUCUCAGAUGGAACACCAUCACUUCCAGGGAAGAGGCCCUGUCAUAUCUUGAGAAGGUUGCUAUACCCCAACCUUAUCGUCGGUCCAUAUGUUUAGAUGACCACUCGAUCGGAUACGUUUCAAUCAAGCCAGGAUCAGGCGAUGAUGAAUGCAGAGCUCACCUUGGGUAUGCAGUAAGUGCAGAGUACUGGGGACAAGGGAUUGCUACAGCCGCGCUGAAGAUGGCGGUUUCCAAUGUGUUUAAAGAGUUUCCAGGCUUGGUAAGGCUUGAAGCUAUUGUGUUGAUAGAAAAUCAGGGUUCCCAAAAGGUGUUGGAAAAGGUUGGGUUUUUGAAAGAGGGCCUGCUAAGGAAGUAUGGGUUUUGCAAAGGUGAAAUCAGAGUCGUGCUUGUCUACAGCUUCUUGUCAACAGAUUUGAUGAAGUGAUUGCUCCAAGCCCAAAAAAGAAAAAAAGGUCCCUUCAAAGUUUCCGAGUUGAUAUUGUACUUUUGGCCACAAUGAGAUAACCCUCCCCACCAGCACAAUUUGCAGAAGGCAUUGAAAUGCCUUAAGAAGGUCGCUUUGUCUCAUACUUGCCUUAAUUAUUAUGUAUGUCUAACACAAAAGUAGUGCAGAAGGACCAUUUGUACCAUAAUCUAGCACAUUACAUAUUUACAAUGUAAGGAUGACCAUGUAUUCUCAAAGAAACAUUUACAAUUCAUUUACUUUUUUUUCAAA
Molecule: messenger RNA, 1014 nt
Organism: Theobroma cacao (cacao)
Lineage: Eukaryota; Viridiplantae; Streptophyta; Magnoliopsida; Malvales; Malvaceae
Source: RefSeq, a predicted model, not a curated record